This is a messenger RNA of Poecile atricapillus (Black-capped chickadee), 2902 nucleotides long. It is a transcript of the gene FGF1, whose product is annotated as fibroblast growth factor 1. The coding region runs from base 223 to 906 and encodes 227 amino acids. Gene Ontology annotation, biological process: cell differentiation; positive regulation of protein phosphorylation; positive regulation of gene expression. The transcript is spliced from 2 exons. Lineage: Eukaryota; Metazoa; Chordata; Aves; Passeriformes; Paridae. The record is from RefSeq and is a predicted model, not a curated record. Gene Ontology annotation, cellular component: cytoplasm. Gene Ontology annotation, molecular function: fibroblast growth factor receptor binding; growth factor activity.
CAGCCCCAGGGCAGAGCCAGCGCUGCCGCCGGGCUCCAGCGCCCAUCCCCGGGGACAGAGCUGCAUUUUAUCCGCCUGACAGCGCUCCCGGAACGCGUCGGCUUUUAAGGCCAGGCUCUCCCGGUGCCAGCGGCUGAGCUCGGCAUAGCCCUGGGGCUGCCCCCGGGGAGGGCAGGGACCCCACGGCGAGGGCAGGGACCCCACGGCGAGGGCAGGGACCCCAUGGCGAGGGCAGGGACCCCGUCCCCACCGCCCGGGCCACUCGGGGAUGGCUGCAAUGAGGGAGCUCAUCGCCUUCCCGGAGGCACUGAGGCAGACGAGGGAGAGGAAGGCCGGUUCCGCUCCGGUUUCUGGGGGGUUUUUCCCUCUCCUGCUGCCCGGGGGGCUCAGCCCCAGCCCCCGGGGCCGGGCAGUGCGGGCAGGUGCCCGGCCCCGCUGUGCGGCUGGAUGCGCUCAGCCUCCCCCUUCCUCCCCCCGCAUCCUCCCGCCGCUCCCCCGCCCCGCGGCAGCUCCUCCUCAUCCUCCUCACCCUCCUCACCCUCCUCAUCCUCCUCAUCCUCCUCAUCCUCCUCACCCUCCUCAUCCUCCUCAUCCUCCUCACCCUCCUCACCCUCCUCAUCCUCCUCCUCCUCAUCCCCGCUCGCUCCGUUCCAUCGGCUCGGGAGCCGCAGCCGGGAGCGCCGCUCAGCUCCGCCCCAUGAGCAGCAGCCUGGGAGGUGUUGGAGCCGUGUGAGCACCGAGGGGAGGCGAGGGCUGCCAGAGGGUGACCAGGACAGAGCGACAGAACACGGCCUUGGCUCGGGGUGGGGUUGGAGGGCUCACACGGGACAUGGUGCAACAGCAGAGCCAGAUCACGCUUGGAUUGACAGCACAGAGGGAACUUCUGGGGCUGGAGUUUGUCUUUAGGCGUCAUCCAUCCGUCCGUGUGUCCGUCCGUGUGUCCGUGGGCGCGGGGCAGCCACACCUGCAGUGCCAGCCCAGACAGCCACAGCGGGGCUCUGUGGUCUGGCUCUGUGCCCAGGGUCCUGCACGGACACCGGGGACGGCUGGCAGGGGAUGGGGACACUCCCAGCUGGCUGAAGUGUCACCAAUGAGCCUCCUGUGUCACCAAUGAGCCUCCUGUGUCAUCAGCUGAGCCUCCUGUGUCACCAAUGAGCCUCCCAUGUCACCAGUGAGCCUCCUGUGUCACCAGUGAGUCUCCUGUGUCACCAAUGAGCCUCCUGUGUCACCAGUGAGCCUCCUGUGUCACCAGUGAGCCUCCUGUGUCACCAGCUGAGUCUCCUGUGUCACCAAUGAGUCUCCUGUGUCACCAAUGAGCCUCCUGUGUCACCAGUGAGCCUCCUGUGUCACCAGCUGAGUCUCCCCUGUCACCAGCUGAGUCUCCCCUGUCACCAGUGAGUCUCCCCUGUCACCAGUGAGUCUCCUGUGUCACCAGUGAGCCUCCUGUGUCACCAGUGAGCCUCCUGUGUCACCAGUGAGUCUCCCCUGUCACCAGCUGAGUCUCCUGUGUCACCAGCUGAGUCUCCUGUGUCACCAGUGAGCCCCCUGUGUCACCAGUGAGCCUCCUGUGUCACCAGUGAGUCUCCUGUGUCACCAGCUGAGUCUCUCCUGUCACCAGCUGAGUCUCCCCUGUCACCAGCUGAGUCUCCUGUGUCACCAGCUGAGUCUCCUGUGUCACCAGUGAGCCUCCCCUGUCACCAGCUGAGCCUCCCCUGUCACCAGUGAGUCUCCUGUGUCACCAGUGAGUCUCCCCUGUCACCAGCUGUGUCUCCUGUGUCACCAGUGAGUCUCCUGUGUCACCAGCUGAGUGUCCCCUGUCACCAGCUGAGUCUCCCCUGUCACCAGCUGAGUCUCCCCUGUCACCAGCUGAGUCUCUCCUGUCACCAGUGAGUCUCCUGUGUCACCAGCUGAGUCUCCCCUGUCACCAGCUGAGUCUCUCCUGUCACCAGUGAGUCUCCCCUGUCACCAGCUGAGUCUCCCGUGUCACCAGCUGUGUCUCCCCUGUCACCAGAUGAGUCUCCUGCCUGCAGGAGCCGGGCAGCGCAUCCUGGGCAGGGAGGGGAUGGGAGCCACUGCAGGGCCCCCCAGUCUGGGGGUGCUGAGCAGGAUCCCGGGGGCACACGGAGUGUCCCCCAUCCCCAGGGGUUUCCCACAUCAUCACCAACACUUCAGCCAACAAUCAGCUCAUCUCCCAUGGUCUCCACUCCCUCCAGGUGCCUUUCCCUGGAAGCCAAGCGCUGGCAGGUCCAGGGAGGAGAGCUGCCCACAGCCCUGGCCGUAACCAAGGAGGCAAACCCAAAACAGGGCUCCUGUGCCCGGUGUGUGGCCCCUGAGUCCUCAGCAGCCUCGGCAGGACAGAGCCACCCUCCUCGGGUGCCAGGGACAGACUGGUGUCACUCGUGGCACCUGUCAGUGCUGCUCCCGGUGCUGGAACGAGCUGCUGGGAGGCAGCAAAGCACAGGAGCAGAGAUGAAGCUUUGCUCUGCUCUCGGCACCAGGAGAGGGAAAGGGGAGAGGGAAAGGGCAGCUGGAAAGGGCAGACAGGACCUGCUGUGUCCUGGAGGGAAGGGGGAGCCCAGGGCUCUCGCUUUGCCUCCACUGGGAACCCCAGAGGUCUCCCCUGGGAGCAGCACAUCCUCCAGCCCAUCCCUGGCUGGAGGGACUGAGCUCUGGUGAUGCCCUGUCCAGGGUGUUCUUCCCACCCAGCAGGUCCCACACAUCCAGCUUGCUCUGGGGCACGGGGCUCAGAUCUGUGGGAUUUGCGUGCACAGCCAGGGCCACUCGUGUUCGUGUCUCUGCUCUUGGUCCCAGCCCAGGCAGGACACGGGGCAAGACCUUCCUGGCAAAGCUCCUGCUCUGGGGCUGGGUUUGCUCCUGGAGCUGGAACUGCAAUUAAGUUAAU